Empidonax traillii (willow flycatcher) is the source of this 361-nucleotide messenger RNA. It is a transcript of the gene SMIM24, whose product is annotated as small integral membrane protein 24. Lineage: Eukaryota; Metazoa; Chordata; Aves; Passeriformes; Tyrannidae. The record is from RefSeq and is a predicted model, not a curated record. The transcript is spliced from 3 exons. Bases 11 to 361 code for a protein of 116 amino acids.
CCACGUUGCCAUGGCACUUGGUGACACUUGUCCCCGUGAGGCCAAUAAAGGCGCCCGUUGCCCUCGGCUCGGAGACAACGCCCGGCCCGGCGGGGACAGGAGCUCACCUCGGGCAGCAGGACCCAGCCGUGCCCGAGCCCUCCGCCCGAAAAUGCCGCGGCCCUCGCAGCCCCUCUCGCUCCUGGUCCUGCUCGUUCUCGCUGCCACCGCCCGGGGACAGACCAGCACCGGCCCAAAGGUGCUGCAGCCCUGGCUCCUGGGCAUCACUGCCGUCGUCGUCUUCCUCUUCAUCGUCUUCGUGGUGCUGAUCGUUAACCGGUUCUGGAAUCUCAGGAUGAGCAGGAGAGACUGUAGUGCAUGA